GCUCCAUCCCAGGCACCAGCCAUGGCCAACCCAGAUGCCUUCCUAGGCAAAUGGCGCCUCAUCUUCAGCGAAGGUUUUGGUGAGUACAUGAAAAUACUGGGUGUGAGCAUGCCCAUGAGGAAGCUGGGAAGCAUGGCUAAGCCAGACAUCACCUUCAGCAGGGAGGGAGAUAAAUAUAUGGUGAAAACAGAAAGCACUUUCAAGACAUCAGAUUUCAGCUUCAAACUGGGGGAGAAGUUUGAAGAAGAUAUGAUAGAUGGCCGGAAAACUCAGACCCUUAUCACCUUAGAUGAUAACAAUGUAUUGACCCAGCACCAGCAGUGGGAUGGCAAAAAGAACACGAUAACAAGAAAUAUAGUUGAUGGGAAACUUGUUAUGGAAUGUGUCAUGAAUGGUGUCAAAUGUAUCCGGGUGUACCAGCAAGUAUGA
Molecule: messenger RNA, 429 nt
Organism: Sceloporus undulatus (fence lizard)
Lineage: Eukaryota; Metazoa; Chordata; Lepidosauria; Squamata; Phrynosomatidae
Product: fatty acid-binding protein 5-like
Exons: 1
Coding region: 22-429 (135 amino acids)
Biological process (GO): fatty acid transport
Cellular component (GO): cytosol; nucleus
Molecular function (GO): fatty acid binding
Source: RefSeq, a predicted model, not a curated record